Molecule: messenger RNA, 855 nt
Organism: Alternaria burnsii
Lineage: Eukaryota; Fungi; Ascomycota; Dothideomycetes; Pleosporales; Pleosporaceae
Exons: 3
Coding region: 1-855 (284 amino acids)
Source: RefSeq, a predicted model, not a curated record
AUGGUCUACAUCACAUUCGCCUCCGUCUUUGCGGCGGCCUCGAUGGUCAUGAUGGCCGCCGCUGCCGACGAACAGCCGACAGCAACCAAGAUCAAGAACCCCAUCACCACACCAACAGUCACCCUGCCAGCAAGUGCCAUGACCAGCAUCGGUUGCUUUGAGACCUCAACCCCACUCGAGAACCACGGUCCAUACGGUUUCCAGUCGCCUGGUAACUGCCAACUCGUUUGCCUGGAGCAAAACAAGGACGUCAUGGGCCUGUCCAACGGCAAGGAAUGUUGGUGUGGUGACGAGAUACCCGCCAAAGAUUGGCAGACUAAGAACGAGACAUGCGGUACCCCCUGUGCCGGCGACGAUACGUCGCUAUGUGGUGGAAAGAACGUCUUGUGGGUCGUUCUCACAGGAAACACUCUGAACCCGGUCGACUAUUACGAGCCCGACGUGUCCAGCAGCAGCUCAGCAGCACCAAAGCCGUCGUCUGCUGCGCCAACAUCCACCGCUGCCGCCCAAGCAUCGGCCACUCCAUCCGAGGCGCCCAAGGAAGACGAAGACAGCAAACCAAACACAGUCGCCAUCGCAGUGGGUGUAGUCGUCGGCAUACUAGCCCUUGCCUCCAUCAUGUUUGGUGUAUGGUUCCUACUGCGCCGGAGACGUCAGCAUCAAGCAGAAGAAGACUAUCGUCGCAACGCCGCCAACGUGAAUGCUUUCGUCAACGGUGGCAAGCUACACACCAGCAACUCGUCCAUGAACGACUCUCGUCUGGACCCAAGCUUCGUUGACCGGAGGCAGAGCAACGGCAGUAUCGCAGACAACGAGGACUACUCGAGGCGGAUAUUGAAGGUUACCAACGUAUAA